UAUGGCAAACAUUCCUGGAGUUGCGCCCCAUUGCCCGCUUGGCGGCGCUGCGGUAGUUACGGUCCAACAUUCAUCGUUGUAUCCGCGGGAAUAUAUAAACUUCAGUCGACAUUGACCCACUUGCUUUUCUGUAAACAGCCGGUAGUGCUUGAAGGCCUAUUUCUAUCAUGAAUUACGGAAGCUGGAAGUUGCCCAAACUGAAGACUGAGCUCAAAGCACGAGGUGCUCGAGUGUCAGGAAGAAAAAUCGAUCUGAUAGAACGACUCGAGAGCUAUGACCGAAACUGCAAUUUUGGGAGAGAGCCAGAACUUGAAGCUGAGUUUGAAAUGACACUGCCCCUAGUUGAAACUUAUAGGGAUGUAAAUGGUGACAGUCAUCUUCCUUUUUUAGCAUAUGAAGCUAUAAAUUAUUACUUACAGCCUUUUCAGAAGAAACUUGGUUCAAGUUCAAAGAAUCUGUACACCAGUAGGUUUUUGAAAUUUUUCCGUUAUUCAAAACCUAAUAACAUGUGUUUCCUGAAGUCUGAGUGCUGUGCUGAAAUGAAGAAGCAUGUGACUUACAAAGUCGAUGUUGCAAUUGAUGACGAUGGUUCUGUUGUGGAGGGGCAGUGUGAGUGUGCUGCAGGCCAGGGUCCAUCAGGACAUUGCAAACAUAUUUGUGCAGUGUUAUAUGCUAUGCACAAGUUUUCAACAACUGGCGAUGUUUUAACUGAAGAAACAUGUACUCAAAGAUUGCAAACAUUUCAUAAAAGUAAACCCUAUAGGGGCAGUCCCAUAAAGGCGACUGACCUUGAUUUAUGCAACAGUGAACUGAAUGUUAUAUUUGACCCACGACCAGUUCAGUAUCGCAAAGUGCCAAAUUACCCUGACUUUUUCCGCAAUGUUUGGUUGAACCACCCUAGUGUCAAUACAUUUCCAGUUGCUCAAAUGUUUCCUCCAGCAAAUCCAUUUGCUGUUAAUCAUGAUCAUGAUUAUCUUAAGUUAUCUUUAGCUGACCAAUACCUGAAAUCCCAGAAUAUAUCAGAAAUAUCAGAUAUGGACAAAACCAACCUUGAAAUAAUAACCCAUAAACAGUCAAAGAGCGAGGAAUGGAAAACUGAACACACAAAGAGAAUUUCUUUUUCCAAUUUUGGGAAAAUUUGUUUGGCAACAGACAAAACUGAUUUUCAUAAACUUGCUAGAUCAAUGACUAAGCCUUUCGAGGACAUUCAAAGUCCACCACUUAGACAUGGCAGAAAAUAUGAAAAGGUGGCAAUAAAAGCUUUUGAAAAGUCAAGUGGUUUCAAAACCUCACCAUGUGGCAUGUUUGUGUCAGAUGUUCAUCCAUUUCUCGCAGCUUCACCAGAUUCACUUCUCGGUGAUGAUACUACCAUUGAAGCGAAAUGUCCAUUUGCAUCUAAAGACCGUCUAAUCUCUGAGAUAACUGUUCCCUAUUUGAAGUACUAUGUGACAAUGGCAACCAUCUCUUAA
Messenger RNA from Haliotis rufescens (red abalone), 1469 nucleotides. RefSeq lists its product as uncharacterized. The coding region runs from base 168 to 1469 and encodes 433 amino acids. The record is from RefSeq and is a predicted model, not a curated record. Gene Ontology annotation, molecular function: zinc ion binding. NCBI's taxonomy places the organism in Eukaryota, Metazoa, Mollusca, Gastropoda, Lepetellida, Haliotidae. The transcript has 3 exons.